Molecule: messenger RNA, 2524 nt
Organism: Megalops cyprinoides (Indo-Pacific tarpon)
Lineage: Eukaryota; Metazoa; Chordata; Actinopteri; Elopiformes; Megalopidae
Gene: moxd1
Product: monooxygenase, DBH-like 1
Exons: 12
Coding region: 201-2048 (615 amino acids)
Biological process (GO): dopamine catabolic process; octopamine biosynthetic process; norepinephrine biosynthetic process
Cellular component (GO): secretory granule membrane
Molecular function (GO): dopamine beta-monooxygenase activity; copper ion binding
Source: RefSeq, a predicted model, not a curated record
UCGACAGUUUCAAUGAGAGGAUAAUAAGAGUGUAGUUCAGAGGCUGUAUGCUCGGUUGGAAUAUUUGCUUUCAUUGUAGAUUGGUAAACAAACACCGUUUCAGUCAGGAGCUGCUACUUACGUUUUCAUCCAGCGAGAAACGGGGUUGAGAACAAAACUUACACUCACCCGAUGAGACUACAUGGUUGAAAACGUCUAAUAUGUCCAGUACACGAGAGCGCGUCUGUGCCUUGGUUUUCUUUGCAACUUUAAGACUUUGUGCGACGUUUUCCUCGAAGACCGGGUUCAGACAUUCAACCAUCUUAGAUGCGCAUGGAAAAUAUAAAUUGAGAUGGACAUACGAUGAAACAACGAUAACUUUUCAAACUGAGGUGGAAACAAACGGAUACAUAGGAUUUGGUUUGUCUACCAACGGAGCGAUGGCGUUAUCGGAUAUUGUAAUUGGGGGAGUCGAAAAAGGGAAACCCUACCUACAGGAUUAUUUUGCAGAUCCCAACAGGAAAGUUCACAGAGAUGCACAGCAGAACUACAGGCUGGAAUACGGAAUGGAAAACAAAACUCACACUGUCCUGGUUUUCAGCAGAGACCUUUAUACUUGUGACAGAAAUGACAAAGACAUUACGGAGGACACAGUGAGGGUGAUAUGGGCCUACCACAGUGACGAUGUUGGGCGCUCUGGGCCAAGGUACCAUGGGGUAAACAGGGGCCGGAAGAGCCUUCGGUUGCUCAACCCCACGAUCGCUGCUAACAUCUCCUCAGACACCGCCUUUUUCACCUUGCAGAACUUAAACGUGCCAGUGCCCUCCAAGGACACUACCUACUGGUGUCAGUUGUUUAAAAUUCCACAAGUACCAAAGAAACAUCACAUUACUAGAAUCGAGCCUUUGAUUCAGAGAGGCCAUGAAAACUUGGUUCACCACAUUCUGUUGUAUCAGUGUGACAGUAAUCUGAAUGAGAGUGAGCUUGACUUGGGACAUGAAUGCUACCACCCCAACAUGCCAGACUCCUUCCUGACCUGCGAAACUGUGGUCUUUGCCUGGGCAAUCGGAGGGGAGGGAUUGACCUACCCGCAGCAUGUUGGCCUCUCCAUUGGUACCCCAAUAGACCCUGUCUACGUUCUGAUGGAAGUCCAUUAUGACAACCCAGACCUUCAAGAAGGAGUGAUAGACAGCUCAGGCCUCAGGCUCUUCCACACCCCUCUGCUGAGGCGGUACGACGCUGGCGUGAUCGAAAUUGGCGUGUGGGUCAGCCUGUACCACAUGCUCCCUCCGGGACUUCAGGAGUACAUCUCCGAGGGGCACUGCACCCAGGAGUGUCUGCGGGAGUCCCUGGACCACGAGAUGCCAAGUGGGGUCCGAGUGUUUGCGGUUCUGAUGCACUCUCACUUGGCGGGCCGGGCCAUAAGAACCAGACACUUCCGGAACCAGGACGAGCUGCAGCCCCUGGCCCGUGAUGACCAUUUCGACUUUAACUUCCAGGAGUUCCAGUACCUCAAAGAAGAGAGGCUGGUGUUACCUGGGGAUAAUCUGAUCACAGAGUGCAAGUAUAAUACAAAAGGCAGAAGUAAUAUGACCUGGGGUGGUUUGAGCACUCGGGAUGAGAUGUGUCUGUCCUAUUUGCUCUAUUAUCCUCGCAUUAACCUGGCCCGCUGUGAGAGCCUCCCAGAAAUAAAUGGGCAGCUCAAGUUCAUCGGAGUGAAAGAAAUCCAGGUUCCCGUCACGACCUGGCCAUUUAUAAUCAAAAGCCCCAAGAAGUACACCAAUCUGACCUUCACAGAGGCCAUGGACAAGUUCAAGUGGUCGAAGAAAAGGGGGAAGGCUUUCAAUGAGAUGGUGCUGCAGCUGCCGAUGAAUGUCCGCUGCUCCAAACGGGGUCAGGAUGAGUGGUCGAUCCAAGGCGUGAUUGUGUCUCCGCCAGAGAUUAAAUCAGAAGCUAGACCUCCUCUUACCCCUUGCAGCAAAGCCUCAGAAGCCCACAGAAGAGGGAUUCUCCUCCUCGUCCUCUGUUCCGUGUGCUUAGUCAGGAUCUGGAUCCCCCUCUCCCUCUAGCCCCUCCACAUUUCCCACAGGCUCUGCAGAAUCCUGAGGCCACCAGCCAAGCCUUCAGCCAAUCUGAAAAAAAAAUAAAUAAUAAUAACAAGUUUGAUAGCAAGGAAACCAAUAAAGUGUUCAGCAGUUCUCCUGAGGUACCUUAAAAUAGUGGAAAGGCUAUCAGGGUCCUCAGCUGUAACGGUAUGUUGGAUCUGUAAGACUUUAAAAAACGCCUGAUAUUGUAAAGUGUGAGGUAGUGGCUCGUUAUCUCCUGCUGACACCUGCCCUGGCGUUGUUCCUCUGUGCAGCACACAGCUUUGUAUAUACAGGGACACAUCAAGUAAGCUAGCCAUCAACGCAGAUAUCGAAGCAGGCAGCUUCCGGCAAGAGGCGAACAACUCUGUCCUUUCAUGAACGCUUGCUUCAAGUUAACAUUUUAUGGUAUAUGAACACAGCAGAUGCAUAAGGGAUCAGAAUUCAAUUGCUAGACCCCC